UGUUACGUGUUUGUCGUCUCGUUUAUAAAUGCAGUGCAAUCCAACCUUUGGUCGUUCAUGGCCCAGCGCAUUCAACUCGAUACGAUAAAGUUCCAUUACGAUAUGAAAUUAUGUCAAGUAAAUAAGUAAUAGAUGUAAAAAUCUUGAGCCAAGGUUGUGGUGACGUCUACCUCUAAGUUCACAAUGCUUACAUACAAUCCGAAUGUACCUUUCGUCGAGUCGUUGAAACUAGUUCCGGGCGUUCAAAUCCGAGUAGAUGGACGUCCAAACUCUGACGCCAGAGCCUUUGCGAUUAACCUGCAACAGGGUCCUGGUUUAAAUCCUCGUUCACCAAUUAUACUGCAUUUAGCUGCUUUAUUCGAAGGAUUCACUGGAGAAACCGGACGUGUGGUACGAAAUCACCUAGUUGGAGAACACUGGGGUGUAGAGGAGAAUCACGGACCUUCAAUGCCCUUUGCUAGAAACAAGCCUUUCAGCGUACUUUUGCUGGUCCAGGACGCCCAUUACAAGAUCGCUGUAGAUGGGAUACACUUCUGUGAUUUUUUCCACCGACUUCCGUAUCUCACCUGUACACAUCUCGUGAUAGAUGGAGAUGUUACCCUUAACCUAGUCGAGGUGACCCAAACAUCGGCCAUUGAUACUGACCUCCCGACGGCGCCACCUGAGCCGGGCUUCGUUUCCUCGGGCAGCUUUUAUCCCAACUGUCUGUACAACUACGGCGAUAAUAACAACUAUGGACCUAGUUCUGUAGCGCCCCCUUAUACGUUACAAUCUGUGCCGUAUCCAGGCGCAUGCGCCUCAAAUCCAAGCUAUCCACGGCCGGCUCACGGUAACGUCACGCCAUACCCGCCAGCUGUUCAGCCAAGUUAUCCUGCACUGGGGGGCUACCCAGCGCCCGCCGGUUUCCCUGUGCCCCCACCAACAGCAGAGUACACACCCCAACCUAGUUAUCCUUCUGGUACGGGGUGUUUACCACCAGGACCAUACCCAGGAUAUCCUACACAACCUGGCCAACCAUCUCCUGUCAAUAGCAGUGGUGGCGCAGCUUUGGGCGGGUUAGGGACCGCCUUCAGCAGCAGUGGCAUCGGGGCUGCCGUUGGUGCUGCCGCAUCGAAAAUUUUCGGCAAGAAACAUCUGCAAAACACUUCCGGAGCACAUUCUGGACAUUCGUCAAGCGGUUCAGCCUUAGGUACCGUUUUGGGCGUGGGAGCUGGUGCCUUAGCAGCUGGUGCUAUACUUAAACAUGCUAAUCCGUUGAAGAAAAUGAUGAAAGCCUUCGACUACUCGAGCUCCUCCGACAGCGACUGAGCACAGUGACGCCACGUGCAGCGUUUAUUUUCAUAAUUUAGUGACGCCAUAGGCAAAUGUGGUAUAGACUGCACAGGCAUGGACCGCUGGAGAAAGGCAGGUUAUUUACUGAGGUCUAUCGCGUGCAACAAAACACAAUUUCGAACGAUAGAAUUGACCACGUACUUUACUUCUACUAUGUUCCCUAAACACAUUGGGCAUCUUUUGAUAAAUGGAUGCCAUUGCGACUGAUAACGAAUGCGUCUUGUGCUGUUAGCUCGCAAUAUAAGCUAUUGAAGAGAUAGGCCAUGUUCGAUAGUACAGCUAUAAUGAAUUUAAUGUACGCCAUUUACAUAAAUGUUCAUAUUUCUAUAGAUGGUAUAAAUUUUCCAGAUGAUCUAGCCGACGCAAUAGCUAUCUAGUUGUAAGAAAUUUUCAGCGUCAAACACCGAGAUGUCAAGUAGUGUGUUCUAUGAAGACGAAGCGAUGAUAAUUUGUUUUUAGGUACUAUACUUGAUUCAACUUAUAAAUUGGUUAGUUAAGUUAAUCUCAUAAGGUAAAUAUCGUAGCGCUGCAUGUCAACCGGGCAAGCUUUAAAUAUACUGAGUGCAUACACAAACGCGAUCGCUACGUAUAAAAAUCCAAAAGUUCAAUAAAGACUUCGACAACGGGUUUUCUAUUUUCUCAGAUACGCAUUGUCAUAGAAACCAGAUGUCACCGCGCCGUGUUGUCUAUAUCGUAUCAUCUAUGCGUAGACAUUGUUUGUCAUAAAUAACGUCUAGAAUUUGGCAGGACCCUUUUCGCUCCGUAUUUUUUCCGUAUCUUUCGAACGGUAGCGAAACAGAACCUUUCAAAACUUCUUGAAUAUAUCUUCUACAUAUAUAUAUAUAUAUAUGAUAAUCACUUAGAUGUUCCGGUUCUAACGAUAGCUCUACUGCCUUAUUCGUGAAUGGUUGAUCCAACAGCUUUAUGUUUGUUAUCGAAGUCACUAUGAAGUGAUCAUCCAUGUACACAUUGUCGUAUUGCGCAUAAUUGAUGCCAUACAAAAAGUGCGAUUUUUCCCCCACUCGUCAGUUAGCGAAGCUUAAAAAAAAUGUAGCACAGACACGGUUUCCUGGCUCACCAACGGUCUUCAUCUUCAUCGUCGCAGCUGUAGCAGUAGCAGCGAUUAAACUCGUAGCUUCAUAACGAUACUAAGCGCACCACGGUACCGGGAACUGUCGCUAGAAUAUCUUUAUUUAUCAGUUUGACAUUCUACUGGAAAUUGACUGGAAGAUGCGAGCGAUAGGCAUCUCUAAUUGUCAGCUGCUAUCUGUAAUGUCCUAUUCUAUCGGGACGAACAGCGUAACAUACGGAGCCGCUCUAAACGCGUAUGCUAUUUCUACUUCAUACACGAUUGCGAUUAUUUUCAACAUUACGCUAUGUUAAAAAUGAAGCAAGUAUGUCUCUAUGGAAAACAGACGUAAGUCUAUACGAUUUAUUCGAACAACUUCAUUCGAAGUUCUUCAUUCUGUCAGUCUUGGCUUCAUGGUAGCCUUGAAGCAUUUAAGACCCUAGUGAAUAUUUGCACGCAAAAAGCAUCUGUUGGUAUUCCGAUAGUGCACAAGAUACUUGAGAGGUUUUUGUUCAAUUUAAAGAGCUUCCUUUAGGAUCGGGAGGACGACUGUUUUAAUGGAUCUUCAUCCGAAACAUAUUGCUCUCUGAGUUCGCUGCUAGCGUCGAACGACAGAUGGCGAACGAUCGCUUAACCCACGGCUUCGUAAAGCUCAUAGCAGAUCACCGUUUAAUCGGCGGAUUAGUCGAGUCGAUCAUUAACUACUGGUCGAAGCCCAAAUAAAUUGCCGUGUGAGGAUUUUAGAGGUCAAAAAAAUGGGCUUCGCAUUGUCGACAAACGAGUUGUUGUUCAACAGUUACGAUGGUUAUCAUCUAUCCAUAAUCCUAUGCGUAUAUAUUCGACAAAUAAGGAAAUGAUAACAAAACGAGUCAAGAGGUCCAAACGAAUAUUCCUACGACCUGUGAGGUUUACUUCUAUACGCUUCUAUAUACUAUAUAUAUACGCUAUAUACUUCUAUCUACUCUAUACUGUGAGGGAAGUGUACUUCUAUACGACUACUCAAAAUCGGGCCGAUGAUCACCAUCCGUCAUGUGUCAAGUCAUUGUAAAUAAUGGAAGCGACCAAGUUAAAACGCUGUACGAUUAUUUUGGAAGGUCUGCCGAGUCCUGACAACGAACGAAUUAAGUAAGGCAAUUGAAAAGCUCGAUUCUGUCAUCAUUUCAGAAUUUUAACUUCUGCAAGUUGUAUCACUAACACAAAUUACACUGGACAUAAAGGGAGUGAGAGCAAUUGCGUAUGAUUUGUCUUUUAUCAUAGAACCGUAGAAACUGCAAAUGGCACAGCGAUAUUUGCUAAGGCUGGUAAUAAUCAACGUACAGUUAAGAGCGUUAGGUGCCAAGAAGUACCGUUUUCCAAUUUACAUGCAAUUUCAUAUUUGGUUUGUCCGAACCGUUAUGUCAGGCUAUGGAUAAAAAACAUCCCGCACCCACAUAAUGGACGAUCUUUUUCAUUUUUUAUUUUCGCAUAGUAAAAUUGCUUUAUUGCAUUUAUAUGUCUGUAUCCGUUUACUUAAUAGUCGUAUCGUAUUCUUUCCCCGCCUUAUCGCGCUGUUCUGUAUUGUGUGUAUGUUUCUCAAACUAAGAAACGCAAUUUAGUGCUUAAGGCAAGAAAGCAUACAAACAGGCGAAAAAGAGCCAGUGGAAGGAGUUAUUAAUAGCUAAUGCAAUAGAUACGUUGACAGAUACCUAAGAGUAACGUAUUAGGUGGGAUUAGAGGACAAGAAAUCGUCGACCAGGAUCGCACGCGCACGCAGAUAUUGCACCCGCACAAACCUGGUCGCCUUUACCAGCUUCAAUGAUUUUGGCGGGUAGUACCGCAAUAAUCACUAUCGCCUCCUAUUAAAAAAAGCCAAAUAACUAUUAACAUCAUUAUAGCGAAACGAAGGUACGCCUCCCCCAUUCAACGUCCCUCGUUUAUAGAUGAAACAAUUCUUUGACUUAACAAGAAUAGAGAUUUAUUUUUAUUUUUGUCGUCAAUAAGGGAAAAGAGAUCCAAAAUUAGCGUUCCUACCCUUAUUCAACAUCUAGAGAAACAACACGAUUACAAGAACAGGCAGGGUCUGCGCGCGUGACACAAUAGGUAGACCGCAGGGUCGUUAAGCACGCAAGAUUCAAUUUAGCAACUGACGGCCAUCAUCUAAUUUCCACCUGAAUGUUGUCGAUAUAACGGGAACAGUUUUACGGCGACACCUGCCUUAUAUUGUACGACACUUCAAUGCGUGUCGUGUACCGUAUGCACUUUGACAGCGACACAUCAGUCAAACUCAGAAAAUAAAAA
Messenger RNA from Varroa destructor (honeybee mite), 4678 nucleotides. Its product is annotated as galectin-4-like. Gene Ontology annotation, molecular function: carbohydrate binding; galactoside binding. Lineage: Eukaryota; Metazoa; Arthropoda; Arachnida; Mesostigmata; Varroidae. The record is from RefSeq and is a predicted model, not a curated record.